This is a messenger RNA of Rhagoletis pomonella (apple maggot), 677 nucleotides long. Its product is annotated as SET domain-containing protein SmydA-8-like. The record is from RefSeq and is a predicted model, not a curated record. Gene Ontology annotation, molecular function: protein binding. Lineage: Eukaryota; Metazoa; Arthropoda; Insecta; Diptera; Tephritidae.
AUAUAUUAAGCAUUAUAAAAAAUGGCUGACUAGUAGACACUAUUACAUUUGUCAAGCCAAAAUACAGUUGGUGCAACUAAUUGGUACUGAUCCCAAGGAGCUUAUGGUAGUACCUGAGGAUAAACUCAAUCUCAAAUUGGAAUAUGUUAAAGAGUUGAUCGAUUUAUAUGAGAAAUUAGCACCGUGUGAAGUCCGCAUGUUGGGUACAUUUUGUUUUGAGUUGCACUCAGCCAUAGCAGAGCAUACACGUCGAGUGGCAUUGCAGACCACAUUAUCUCCGAAAAACAUGUUGGAGGAAUCCUUACUCUAUGUUGAAAAAUGUAUAAAUUAUUUGCAGCAUGAAUGCGACCUGUUUGUAGAGGGUCACAUCCUUAUACAGGCGAGAAUCAACAGAGACGCUCUAAGAAUGGUGCUAGUAAUGUAAAAAAAGAACGCUCAAUUAUCUUUGUAUUUUUAAUUUAUUAUUUCAUCCUAUUAAAGAAAUUUAAAACUUAUUUUAUUUUCUGGUAAAUAGAUUAAAGGAAGAAAUUGGUAGCUUAGAGUGAAAAGUAGCUAAGUCCACUUUUUUUGAAAACUCAUAUUUUGAUAAAGGAAGCAAGAGAAUUCAAAAAUGCAUAUUUUCGAAAAGGAUUAAGGUACUUCAACGAAAGGCAAAUUUGCUAAGUCCAAAAGAGGCG